AUGGAAAAGGCCCUUCAACAGCGGGCCAGGCAAAACAACCGCGACGCCGUGAUUUCAAGGGAGCUCUCUGCCGUGACCCUCUGUAACGACGUUGGUGCCUUGCGAGAACUCAUCAGGGCUGUCGUCAAGGAGGAACUGCAGAAGAUGCAGACGACCACGGCCCCUGAACUCAAGUUUCUAGGCCACGUGGUCAGCUCCCAAGGAGUACGACCAGACCCAGAAAAACUCACUGCCAUUGCCGAGUUUCCUCGUCCUAAAGACAAAAAGUCUGCUCAGUGGUUCCUGGGCCUCUGCGCUUACUGCCGUCGUUUCGUUCAAGGCUUCUCAAGGAUUGCUGAACCGCUCACGAGACUGACGCGACAAGAUGUGCCCUUUGCGUGGACGGAAGAGCAAGAGUAG
This is a messenger RNA of Dermacentor albipictus, 399 nucleotides long. RefSeq lists its product as uncharacterized. NCBI's taxonomy places the organism in Eukaryota, Metazoa, Arthropoda, Arachnida, Ixodida, Ixodidae. The record is from RefSeq and is a predicted model, not a curated record.